Gigantopelta aegis is the source of this 1943-nucleotide messenger RNA. RefSeq lists its product as uncharacterized. The transcript has 8 exons. Bases 1 to 1200 code for a protein of 399 amino acids. NCBI's taxonomy places the organism in Eukaryota, Metazoa, Mollusca, Gastropoda, Neomphalida, Peltospiridae. The record is from RefSeq and is a predicted model, not a curated record.
AUGAAGAAACAGAUAGCAAGUCACAGAUCAACGUACGCAAACCGAAUCAUCCAUCGCCAGUCUAACAGAACGUCCCAUCGGUCCGUACACCGUGGACAAACCAGCGCCGAGUUGGGCGUGUUUCAAGAAACUGCUUGCAAGUCCGAGGUGGUGUACAUGCUUGGAAUGGACGGGCCUCUGUGGGAGUGCGAUGUCUACAACUUGACCUGCAAACAGCUCUUUGACCUGGUACAGGUUCUGGAUAUUAACACUACGGCUGGUGAGCAGCCCCACUUCAAGGCAGCACACACCAUGAACGGCAGACUAGUGGUUACCAGUAACACGUUUGAAGAGGCUGACUUCACAGGGUCUCAGCAUGGUGGUCGCUUAGCCGAGUGGGAAGGUCCAGGUCACAACUGGACAAUUUUGGAACGGACAGCAUUUGUGGAGGUCACCGGAAGGCGCAACUUUGGAAAGGUCAUCUAUGCUGUGGGUUGGGACUACAGAUCUGUGAUUCUAAAGGUUUUCGUUGGAGAUACUAGACAGGACAGAAAAUGGCAGACCUAUCGUUUGCCAAAAGCCAGCCAUGCGUAUGAUCAUCUCUGGCAAACGGAAUGGCCACGAAUUCGCGAGGUUGAAACGGAGCGCUAUUUGAUGGAUGCGCAUGGGAUGUUUUACGAGUUGUCUCCACUCGGAUGGGCGGGGAGUACGUGGGGACUGAGACCAGUAUGUCAGCAUUUAAGGAUGAUUCCCGAUUACACUUCAUUUCGGGGAAUGCUGGUCUUGGGAGGAAAUCAGGUAUCAUCAAUCAUGGACAACAACGUGGUGACGGGUCAGGCCCAGUCAGGUCUGUGGUUCGGCAAGACAGACGACUUGUGGAGUUUUGGAAAACCACAAGGGUGGGGUGCAGUGUGGAGACGGGAUACAGUUUCUAGGGGUGUUCCAUCGGAUCCCUACCUCAUGACUGGUUUCGACAAGAAAGUUUUAUUUAUCAUAGUACAUCAGGGUUCUUUUCCUGCUUAUUUUUCCAUUGAAGUAGAUGUCACGGGAGCAGCAGGUAUAUAUCUACGUUCUUGGUCAUCGGUCUACAGGCUGGUAGGUAAUAGGCCUAGCACCAUUGGAUUCUACAUAUUUCCAGAAGGGUUCAGCGCACACUGGGUUCGUGUGGUGCCAACGUAUCAGGAGUCAAAUAUUGUUACAGCAUACUUCCACUAUACCUAACCAGUAACACAAAACUGCGAAAAACUAAUUUGAAGAGCACACGAGCAAAGAAACCAUUUGUGUUCAGGGUUUCUGCCAGAGGAUAAAACGGAUGUUACAAAUUUUAUUUUUUUUAAAGUUAUCUUUUUCACAAAAUUAAUUACUCUUAUCAUUACUGUAUGAUUUUCUUAACCUUAGCUAACUCUAAACUUUACCCAUUUUCAUUCUGGGGAGGCCCCCAUACCCCCUGCGAUUGCAUUCAAUUCCAUAGCGCCAUACCCACAAAAAAUUUCUGGCAGAAACGUUACCUACUUGCGAUAUAUGGAGUUACCGGUAAUGAUUAGUUAUCUUUCCUUGGUAACAGGUGUUUUGUUUGCUUUCCCUUUGGUUUAUAAAGUGGUAUUGAGGAGUUGUUCGUCCUAAAAGUGUAGCUUAACAUAUAUAAACUUUUAAAAUAGAAAGUAUAAAUGAAUAUUAAUAAUUAUGUUAGUCGGAAACAUGUUUAAAUGGGUGUGUAUAAUUUUUGGCAAUCGACAGAGAGUUAAAUUCUGAAGAAAAGAAGAGAGGAAAGUAUUCAUUUGUAACAUAUUUAUGAAAACUGUAACGUAUUUUUUACUAAUUAUGACGAGCAGAAAUAUUAUUUCGUUUUGGGGGAAUUCAUGACGGCUUGUAUGUGACUUCGUGUAUAGCUUCAAUAAUUUUCUUAUUGAUUUACAUCAGUUUUGUACACUGCUAUCUAAAAAUAUAUACCAUUGAUAUUCUAA